AUGCCACAGAUCUCUAAGAGGCUCUCCUUUCUUGAUUGCUCUCCUUUAAUAUCUAAAGUCUCUGAUCAACUCCAAUCUUGGCAGAACAGGAGACAUUUGUCAUAUGCGGGAAGAAUCCAACUAAUAAAAUCUGUUAUCAUGGGAAUUCAAAUCUAUUGGACAAGCAACUAUAUCCUUCCGAUAAAGGUUUUGGAAAAGAUUGAUAAAAUGUGUUCUGCUUUCCUAUGGGGGAACAAAAUACAUUUAGUUUCCUGGUCAGAAGUGUGCAAGGAUAAAGAACAUGGAGGAUUGAGUCUCUUCAAUGCCAGGUAUUGGAAUUAUUCAGCAGGUAUUAAACUACUAUGGAUGAUACAUACUAAAAAGGAUUUACUGUGGAUUAAAUGGGUCCAUGAGAACUAUUUACAAAAUCAGAGUAUUUGGCAAAUUCAACCGAGGAAGAAUGACUCUUGGAUGUGGCGCCAACUCUUAAAAGUGAGAGAUUUGGUGAUAAGCAGAUUUGGAAGUAUGGGGAAUAUUCAAGGUGUUCUAGAUAGCUGUCUCAAAGAUGGUAACAUUCAAAUCUCUUCUAUAUACAAGGCCAUUUCUUACUCUUCAGCUACUGUAAACUGGUCGAAGUCAGUUUGGGGGGGCUUGCACUAUCCCAAACACUCUUUGAUUAUGUGGCUUGCCAUCCUCUCGAGGCUGCUGACUAAAGACAGACUAUACCGCAUGAAGAUCUUGGAAGCUAAUCAGAAUCAAUGUGUAUUGUGCACAGGCUCUGCAAACAGGCCUGAAUCUAAAAAUCACCUCUUCUUCGAGUGUCAAUACUCAGCUUCUGUCUGGAAUGAUAUGAUGGAAUGGUUAGGCUUUACUUGGAGAUCAUGUGAUUGGAAUUGUGUGAUGAAUUGGUUUAAUAACAACCUGAAGGGGUUAGGAUUUAUGAAGAAGGUGAAGAGAAUGGUGCUGUCAGCAACAAUAUAUUGGAUAUGGAAGGAGAGGAACUCAAGAAUUUUUCAGCAAAAAUGUAGAAGCUCCGAUCAACUUGUGAGGGAGGUGAAGAUUUCUGUCCUUAUGAAAGUGCUGCAGGAAAAAGUUCCAGACCAUUUGAGAGAAAGAAUUAAUAGAUUGUAA
Messenger RNA from Asparagus officinalis (garden asparagus), 1110 nucleotides. RefSeq lists its product as uncharacterized. NCBI's taxonomy places the organism in Eukaryota, Viridiplantae, Streptophyta, Magnoliopsida, Asparagales, Asparagaceae. Bases 1 to 1110 code for a protein of 369 amino acids. The transcript has a single exon. The record is from RefSeq and is a predicted model, not a curated record.